Hymenoscyphus albidus is the source of this 347-nucleotide messenger RNA. The record is from the annotation of a GenBank genome assembly. NCBI's taxonomy places the organism in Eukaryota, Fungi, Ascomycota, Leotiomycetes, Helotiales, Helotiaceae.
AUGUGCUUCCAAACAAUUAAGUCCUACACACUCUGCAGCCACCACAUCCGGUACAAGCCCGAGUUCUGUCGUUACAGAUACAACCUCCUACACAAAGUUGAGAGAAAAGUCGAAACUAUCAAGGAUCUUUGUCCAGAAUGCCACCAGAAGGAGGCAGCGGGACUUGGUAGACGAGAGGAGGAUGAGGAGUUGAGUGAUCAGUGUCGUGAUGAGCAGGAUAGUAUGAUGAAGGUUCAGACUCGGAAGUCGUCGGGUAAGAAAAACGGUGUUAAUGAAAGUAAGAAAGGUGCGAAGUAGGCUGGUGGGCAAUAGAUAACGUAAUGAGUGAAGCUAAGAAGAGAAGUUAG